Daphnia carinata is the source of this 1080-nucleotide messenger RNA. Its product is annotated as brachyurin-like. The transcript has 8 exons. Gene Ontology annotation, biological process: proteolysis. NCBI's taxonomy places the organism in Eukaryota, Metazoa, Arthropoda, Branchiopoda, Diplostraca, Daphniidae. The record is from RefSeq and is a predicted model, not a curated record. Gene Ontology annotation, molecular function: serine-type endopeptidase activity. Bases 72 to 977 code for a protein of 301 amino acids.
CAAACAAAAGCAAGUAUUUAAAGACGAGCUAACAGACCUCAAAUGCGAUUCGUGUUUCGACCGUUGCAAUCAUGAAGGUCUCCGCAAUUGUUUUGGUUGCCUUGUUCGUCGCUCAUGCGGCUGCUUGGGACUUGUCCAAGUACCAGCCACGAUCGGUCUUGUACCCUCGUGCCCCAUCGGAGACCAGCACUGCUACCGUCUUCCCUAAACGCUCCCCAACUGUCGAUACCCGCGGAUUCUGCGGACAGGUGAACUAUGCUUCCCGUAUCGUCGGCGGAACUGAGGCCGUUCCCCACUCUGCUCCAUGGCAGGUGGCUAUUUUCAUCGAUGGUCAAUACUUUUGCGGAGGUUCUUUGAUCUCCAACGAGUGGGUUCUUACCGCUGCCCAUUGCGCUGACAAUGCCAUCUUCUUCAACAUCUUGUUGGGUUCCCACAACGUUCGCUUGUCUGCUGCUGAGGAGCCUACUCGCGUUGAAGUCAGGUCCACCCAGUACACCGUUCACCCCGAGUGGGGACCCAUCCGUAUCGUCAACGAUGUUGCCCUCAUCAGGUUGCCCACUCCCAUCGAAUUCACCCCCGAAAUCCAACCAAUCUGCUUGGCCCCCUCCACCGAGGGCGACCAUGUUGGUGACAUGCUCCACAUCAGCGGAUGGGGCAAACCAUCUGAUGCUUCCGCUGGUAUCUCCCCCGUUCUCCGUGAAGUCAAUGUUCCAUGCAUCACCAACGCCGAGUGCGCCCUCACCUACGGAGCUACCAUCACUGACGGAAACAUCUGUGUUGACACCACCGGCGGCAAAGGAUCUUGCAACGGUGACUCUGGCGGCCCGCUGAGCUUCGUCAACAACGGCGUCUACAACCAAGUCGGUAUUGUCAGCUUCGGUUCGUCCGCUGGAUGCGAAGUCGGUCUGCCCGCUGGAUUCACUCGCGUUUCCUACUUCGCUGACUGGAUCGCCGCCAACACUGGCUUGAUCAUCUAAACUAACGAAGAAUAUUCCUUUCCCUUGCCAGCCCAAUAUUUUUGUUCCCUUUUUUCUUAUCCUCCCUGUUUCUAAAGCUAUAAAAUACAAAAGUCCUUGAAGA